Molecule: messenger RNA, 2859 nt
Organism: Neltuma alba
Lineage: Eukaryota; Viridiplantae; Streptophyta; Magnoliopsida; Fabales; Fabaceae
Product: disease resistance-like protein DSC1
Exons: 5
Coding region: 1-2859 (952 amino acids)
Biological process (GO): defense response; signal transduction
Molecular function (GO): ADP binding
Source: RefSeq, a predicted model, not a curated record
AUGGCUUCAUCUUCUUCCUUUGCUUCGUCUUUUCAAUCUCCAAAGAAAUAUGAUGUUUUUAUUAGCUUCAGAGGCGAGGACACCCGCUUCAACUUCACAAGCCACCUUCAUGAAGCUCUUCGCACAAACCAAAUAAAUACAUACAUCGACUACAGACUUGAGAAAGGAGAUGAGGUAUGGCCGUCUCUUGAGAAAGGCAUUGAAAAUUCAACUCUGUUCCUUGUGGUCUUCUCAGAAAACUAUGCAUCUUCCACUUGGUGUCUGAAGGAGCUUGCAAAAAUAUUAGAGUGCUCCAAAAAUCAAGAUUGCUCUGUUAUGCCGGUGUUCUAUAGAGUGGAUCCUUCACAUGUAAGGAAGCAGUCUGGGAGCUACCAGAAAGCAUUUGAAGAACAUGAGCGCAAAAGAAACAUCAACAAUCAACAACUGCAAAAGUGGAGGGACGCUCUUACUCAAGCUGCCGAUUUGUCUGGUUGGCCUUGUAGCGUCAAUAGUACGCUUGGUCGGAAAAAGGUUUUCAUUGUGCUUGAUGACGUCGAUGAUCUUACACAUUUAGAAAAGUUAGUUGGAAGACAUGAAUUUGGAUCAGGUAGUAAAAUCUUGAUAACAACCAGAGAUAAGCAAACACUUGGUAAUGAAGUGGAUGAUAUAUAUGUGCUUCGUGGUUUGAAUCCUGAUGAAGCUUUUGAUCUAUUCUCCAUCAAUGCCUUUAGAAAUGGCUAUGUUGACCCAAAGAUAAGAGAGCUAGCAGAAGAAGUGACUAAAUAUGCAGGUGGAAAUCCAUUGGCUCUAAAGGUUCUGGACUCCAUCUUGCGUGGCAAAAAUCAAGAAGCAUGGAAAAGCCAAUUGGCAAAGCUUCAAAAAUUGUUUUGUCCACAAGUCAUUGAUAUCCUCAGAUUGAGUUUUGAAGGACUUGAUAAGGAAGAGAAAAAUAUUGCCUUGCACGUCGCAUGUUUUUUCAAUUAUUAUUAUGAUGCUGAGGAUGGACGUAUUGAAGGCAUGGUUAUUAGCCUUUCAGAAGUUGAAGAGAUGUGCGUAAUUAUUAAAGCAUUUGAUUCAAUGCCCAAUCUAAAGCUGCUUAAGGUUUAUGGAGAUUUGAAUGGACAGCUUAGGAACAAGUUAAAUGCUUCUUGUAUGAAGUUUCUGUCAAAAAAACUCAUGCUACUGGAUUGGGUGGGAUGCCCUUUCGAGUCCUUGCCAGCGACAUUUAAGGCUGAAAGUCUUGUUCGAUUGAAAAUGCCCGGCAGCAAAUUGACAAGACUUUGGGAUGGAGUGCAGAAUCUUCGGAACUUAAUCGCAAUUACGCUCACUGGUUCAACAAACUUGAUUGAACUCCCAGAUUUUUCCAAGGCCACACGUCUUAAAUAUGUUGAUCUCAUGUUCUGUACAAAAUUGCGGAGUGUUCAUCCAUCUAUUUUAUCUCUCCCCAGCCUGCAUAGUUUAUGGCUACGCCGUUGCAAGUCCCUUACCAGCCUUACAAGCGAUACCCCUCUCCAAUCUCUCAGUCGGCUCGAUGUAAGUUAUUGCUCAAGUCUGGAGGAAUUUUCAGUAACCUCAGAAAAUGAAGAGCUCUGUUCACACCUUUCAGGAGCUGCCAUCAGAGGUGCGUUGCGCUCAUCAAGUGGGCAUCGCAGCAAAAUUCGUGACUUAGCUAUAGCCAAUUGCGGAAAUGUGACAAGCGUUCACGAAUUGAUUGAGCUGCGUGACCUUCGAGGUGUUGAUGCUGGAGGCUGUAAUGAGCUAGCGUCACCUCUCCUGUCCAAGUGUGAUAAGAUGGGUGCUUUGGAAAGACUCGGGCUUCCGUAUUGCAAUGAAUUAUCUGAACUUCCUAAUGACAUCAGGUUGCUGUCAUCAUUACGUGACUUAGAUCUCUCACUGACUAAUGUACAGACCUUGCCUUCGAGCAUCAAACAUCUUUCACGCCUGCAACGUCUUGAACUGCAUGGAUGUAAAAGGCUUCGUUGUCUACCAGAGCUCCCUCCCUCUGUCUUUCAAUUGUUUGCAACUGACUGCAUAUCCCUUGAGACCAUACAAUAUUCACCUUUGACAAACGAAGGUGAAGAAGGAAAAGAGAAGGCAUAUGCACGCUUUAUAUUCACAAAUUGCAAGAAGCUGAAUCGACGGGCAAUCGAAGCUGCUGAGGCAAGAGUGCUACUUGCGAUAAAGAAACCCACUUAUGACGAUGCUAUAUUGUUAUAUCCAGGAAAAAUAGUUCCAAAGUGGUUCAAGUUUAAGAGUACUGAAGAGGAUCCCAUGACUGUGAAUCUCAGUUCGAUUCCAAAUUCUGAGGAUGGGGGAUUCCUUUUUUGCGUCGUCUUUUCUAAAUUACCAUUAGAGGGGGGAGGAGAAAUUGAUGCCAAAUGGCUUAUUGAUGGUAAAUAUGCUUGCAGGGCCGCUAAAAGCCCGUUUUACUUGUAUGGGCAGUCCUCAAAGCAUGUUGGUCUUUGGUAUGAUCCUGAUUCACUUGGAGAACUAAAAAGGAAAAUUGAAGAAAGGAAAAGAAAUGGUCAGAGCAACAUGGAGCUUAAAGUUAAAUUCGAAGCUCGUUGGUAUGAUGACAGAACGGCAGAGAUCAAAAGGUGUGGAGUAUGCCCAGCAUCUGCAGUUGAAUAUCAAGAUGGUGACAUUAAACAAAUUCAAUUGCCAUGGCCUCCUCAGCCUAGCUCUAAUGCAAUGGAAGCGGCCUCUCUCUCUCGAAAGCGCAAAUGCACUAUAACUUCAUACGGAUCAAAAGGUGACAUUCGUUCGGAUGAUGACAGAAUGGUAAAGAUCAGAAGCCUGGCUCUAAUGCAAUGGAAGCGGCCUCUCUCUCUCUCGAAAGCGCAAAUACCACAGCUUGCUUCGAUGAAUUUGAAGAAAUGA